Molecule: messenger RNA, 2018 nt
Organism: Acanthoscelides obtectus
Lineage: Eukaryota; Metazoa; Arthropoda; Insecta; Coleoptera; Chrysomelidae
Source: the annotation of a GenBank genome assembly
CAUAAGAUGGAAAUUGGUCGGUUAUUUCGACGAGUCAUCAGUAGCCUCUUCGAAGUUAAAGGUUAAAUAAUGCCAUGUCACAUAUUAUUUAUCAUAAUUCUAUAUAAUUUUUUAUUUUCAGCAAAAAUAUGGGGAGAAGAAAGCCUUCCUAUAGUAUUGACGGUACAUGGCCGAAUGGACAACGCUGGAGCCUUUGACAACUUAAUACCGCUAUUACCUGAUAAAUUUCGUUACGUUUGCAUAGAUUUACCAGGACAUGGCAAAUCUUCACAUUUUCCACCUCAUCUACCUCUGCAUACGCUCAACUUUCUACUGGUCUAUAGGAUUAUGAGCAAGUACUUUGAUGAAAAAAGCUUUAUUCUAUUAGGUCACAGUUAUGGUGCACAAUUAGGCAUUCUUUUCUCAAGAAUGUAUCCACAUUUAGUAGAAAAAUUUAUAAUGAUUGAAGGAAUACAUGCCUACCCGAUUAAAGCAGAUGACUACAUAAUACAUAUGCUAAAAAUAUUUCAAGAUCACUUUAGUGUUCAUGAUAAACUGGCAACAGGAAAGCAACCGAAAUAUAAAUAUGAAGAAGCCUUUAACAAAGUUAAAUGCAACAGGGAUAACGGACCGCCCAUAUCUGAUAAAGCUACAGAAGUUUUGUUGAAACGUGGGUUACGGAAAGUAGGGGACGACCAAUACAUAUUUACAUUAGACCAAAGAAUGAAGUAUUACAUUGAUCCGCUUCAUGACUGCAACUUUGCAGUACACAGUUUGAAAAAGCACCCACUGCAGUGUCCAACAUUGAUGAUUUUAGCCAAAGGAAACGAUUAUACCACCAAAUUGUUCACACCCGUGCUGAACGAACUGAAGAAACGAGACAACUUCAAGUAUUUUGAAGUGGAGGGAUAUCACGAUGUUCACAAUGUACAUCCGGAGAGAGUAGCACCAUUUAUUCAAGAGUUUUUAACUUCUAAAGGUAAACUGGAGCCGGAGUUGGAUAAUUUCGAUAGCGGAAAAUCUCUUCUGGUGAAUUGUUCCAUAUCUUGACACUCCAGAAACAAACGAACAGUCAUAAUGACAGUUCUGAAUGUACUACAUCGGUUACGCAGAAACACUUGGCAGCAACACAUUCAGAAAAUUAGCUGCAGCUGCUUCAAGGUUUACAAGAUUUUUAUAAAGAUAAGAUCGAUAGUGUUCAUUUUUAUUUACAACUACCUUUAAAAACCUUUAACAUUAAAUAAUAAAGUAUAGUCUUAAGAGUUAUAUACAAAGUAUUUUUGUACAACUAGUGGAGUACAUGAGAGUUUUAACCUCGGAAUACAGUUACACUGAAUGAAAUUGAAAAUAAAUACGUGCAGUUAGUAAGAUUUUAAAAAAUCGGGUUACCAUAAUAAUUCAAAAAACCAAUUGCAAUAUCUCUAAAAUAGAAGAUAUAUUGAGAAAUAAUUUGAAUAGUUCGUAAAAAUACGCUCUAUUGCCAGAUUCAUGGCGUUAAAGUUGUAUUUCCGAACCUGUAUUUAUACGAAUAUUUUUUAUAGGUUAUUAAAUCGCAUAUUGACGGGUCAUAUCUUAAAUCGGGCUCAUUUUUUUUGUCUGGAAUGUAUCCAUGGAGGCAUGAGCUCUGUAAUAUUAAUGGUACUAGGACGGACGGUUUGGAGUGGAGUCGCGCUCAAAGUUUAAAGGUUUGGUAAAAAAGUAUUUUAUGAUAAAUAUAUCAUUGAUCACGUUGUUUAACAAAAAUAGUUAGAUUUCAGUUUGCCAAAUAUUUCAUAUUAACUAAAUCUCCCAUAAACAUAAAAACAAAUCAAUUUAUCAAAUUAAAAAAGCCUUCAAACUAGACUGUUUAAUCUCUGUAAGGUACAAGUACUGCCUUUUUGACCUAUAUACCUAUAUACCUAUUCUGUUUACUUAUUUAAUUUUUUCAGUAAUAAUUCUAUUUGUAAAUAAGUAUUUAUUGUUAAAAAUAAAUACUUUUGAUCCAAAAGAAUAAUUUUGAAAAAUAAUCUUCGGUUAACUUAACAUAUAGGAAAACAUGC